Capronia epimyces CBS 606.96 is the source of this 3693-nucleotide messenger RNA. RefSeq names its product DNA-directed RNA polymerase III subunit RPC2. The transcript has 2 exons. Bases 1 to 3693 code for a protein of 1230 amino acids. Gene Ontology annotation, cellular component: RNA polymerase III complex. Gene Ontology annotation, biological process: DNA-templated transcription. The record is from RefSeq and is a predicted model, not a curated record. Gene Ontology annotation, molecular function: DNA-directed RNA polymerase activity; ribonucleoside binding; DNA binding. Lineage: Eukaryota; Fungi; Ascomycota; Eurotiomycetes; Chaetothyriales; Herpotrichiellaceae.
AUGCCGCCAAAGAGGAAAGUCGACGGUUCAGUCGCCGCACCUCAGCCGGCAUCCCGAAACCCGAUCCCAAAGAAGACUGUUCCUCGCAAGAGCGGUCCUAGAGACGGCCAUGUCGACGAACUAUCUACUCCUCGAGACGGUCCUUUAGCCGGGCGAAAUUCAAAGGAUGACCCCAAGGGUGAAAAACACAGCCGUAAACCCCAUCACCAUCCUGACAGCUUCGAUGCUGCUCUGGAACCUUUCUACUAUGACAAGUCUUUGACAGACCCGAUCGAUACUGCUCGUGACAAAUGGAACCUGCUACCAGCGUUUCUCAAAGUCAAGGGAUUGGUCAAACAGCAUAUUGAUUCUUUCAACCACUUCGUCGAGGUCGAACUGAAAAAGAUUAUCGAUGCCGAGCCAGUCAUUACGAGCGAUAUUGAUCCGGACUUCUACAUCAAAUAUGAAAACAUCUACGUCGGAAAGCCCAGGAGAUACGAUGAGCACAUGGGCGAUUUCAGAGACUCAAAGGAAGAAUCCACCGUCACACCCAACGAAUGCCGGCUACGUGACAUGACUUAUGCAGCGCCAAUUCUUGUUGACAUCAGAUACACGAAAUCCAAGGUUGCUUAUCGACGGAAAGGGAUGCCGAUAGGUCGCCUGCCCAUCAUGCUGAGGAGCUCCAGGUGUGUCCUCGCGAACAAGUCGGAGGCUGAGAUGUGUGCAAUGGACGAAUGCCCCUUGGACCCUGGAGGUUACUUCAUCGUCAACGGAACUGAGAAGGUCAUCCUGGUUCAGGAACAGCUGAGCAAAAACCGUAUCAUCGUGGAAGCUGACUCAAAGAAAGAGCUUAUCACCGCCUCAGUCACCAGCUCUACCCACGCCAGGAAAUCCAAGAGCUACAUUGUCCUCAAGAAAGACAUGCUGUAUAUGCGGCAUAACAUCUUGAACGAGGACGUUCCUAUUUGUAUCCUAUUGAAGGCAAUGGGCGUGACGGCGGACAUGGAUAUGAUGGCCAUCGUAGCCGGACCCCACGAAGCUUUGCAAGACGACUUUGCGAUUAAUUUCGAGGAAACCAUCAAACUUGGAAUCCAUACACAACAGCAGGCUUUGGACUAUCUUGGAGCUCGGAUCAAGAUCACCCGGAAACCUACGCCGUUUGGGCAAUCGCGCCGAAACUACGUCCAGGAGGCCCUGGAGGCGGUCAGUAACGUUUUCAUUGCUCACGUCCCAAUUGAGAACCUGAAUUUCCGACCAAAAGCCAUCUACGUGGCACACAUGGCCCGCCGUGUCCUGAUGGCGAAGCAAAAUCCGGCGCUCGUCGAUGACAGAGAUUAUGUUGGCAACAAACGCUUGGAACUGGCUGGCCAGUUACUGUCCCUCCUGUUCGAAGACUUGUUCAAGAAAUACAACUACGACAUCAAGAUGAACAUGGACAAGGUCUUGCGCAAACCGAAUAGAACUGAAAUGGCUGAUCCAUGUACGGUCAUGAUGGGUCACGCAAACCACAUCACGCAGGGAAUGAACAGAGCCAUUGCGACCGGCAACUGGAACUUGAAGCGAUUCAGGAUGGACCGAGCAGGCGUCACUCAUCUGCUCAGUCGACUGAGCUUCAUUGCCUCUCUCGGUAUGAUGACCCGAAUAUCGAGUCAAUUCGAGAAGACUCGAAAAGUCAGUGGUCCUAGAGCGCUCCAACCAUCGUCCUUUGGAAUGCUUUGUCCUGCCGAUACACCUGAAGGUGAGGCUUGUGGACUGGUCAAAAACCUUGCUCUCAUGACACACAUCACCACUGAUGAUGAGGAAGCUCCGAUCAAACGUCUCAUCUUCAUGCUUGGAGCUGAAGAUGUGGUCACUGUGGGCGGAAACGAGCUUUACACCCCAGGUUCAUAUCUUGUUCUUUUGAACGGAACUCCGGUGGCAACCACAAGGCAUCCAUCACAUUUCCUAACUUCAUUCCGACGUCUGCGGAGAUCAGGGCGUAUUUCCGAGUUUGUCUCCAUCUUUAUCAAUCACCAUCACAGCACGAUCCAUGUUGCGACCGACGAGGGACGAAUCUGUCGGCCGCUCAUCAUUGUCGAAGACAAGAAAUCCAAAGUCACCAAGCGUUACCUCAAGUCCUUAAGGCAAGGGUCCAUGGACUUUGACGAUUUCUUGGCACGUGGUUUGGUGGAAUAUCUGGAUGUCAACGAAGAAAACGACAGCAACAUUGCAAUGUAUGAGUCUGAUAUCAACGCCACCACCACUCACCUGGAGAUCGAGCCUUUCACCAUCCUUGGCGCUGUUGCCGGCCUCAUUCCCUACCCUCAUCACAACCAAUCGCCGCGAAAUACCUACCAAUGUGCUAUGGGUAAGCAAGCCAUCGGAUUUAUUGCCAACAACCAGUUUCUACGGAUUGACACGCUGCUCUACCUCAUGGUGUACCCACAGAAGCCCCUGGUGAAAACGAGAACCAUUGAACUGGUCAAGUACGACCAACUUCCCGCUGGGCAGAACGCCACAGUAGCUGUUAUGUCUUACAGCGGAUACGAUAUCGAGGACGCUCUUGUUCUCAAUAAAGCGUCGGUUGAUCGUGGCUUUGGUCGCUGUCAAGUCCUUCGGAAAUAUCCAGUCAGUCUGAAACUCUAUGCAAAUGGCAGCAAAGAUACCGUCGAAGGGCCUACGAUGGACAAUGGCGUGCCUAUCAAAGCACAUGCUUUGCUUGACGAAGAUGGCAUUGCGUCUGUCGGUGCCAAAGUCAGUCAAGGCGAAGUAUACGUCAACAAGUAUAUCCCUGAGAAUUCGAAUUCCUCCGGCUUGUCGGAUGCAGGGUCCAAUAGCCUCGGGACUGCCCUGAUCCCGCAGGCCCAGAAAUAUCGGCUUUAUGAUCCGAGCUACAUCGACAAAGUGAUGGUGUCCGAGGUGGAAUCUGGGAACCAGCUCAUCAAGAUCCAGACUCGACAGACCCGGGUUCCAGAAGUUGGGGACAAGUUCUCAUCCCGACACGGGCAGAAGGGUGUGGUGGGGAUUAUCGCCGAACAAGUGGACAUGCCUUUCUCAGACCGUGGCAUCACACCAGACAUCAUCAUGAACCCGCAUGGUUUCCCCUCUCGGAUGACGGUCGGCAAGAUGCUGGAACUGGUCUCUGGCAAAGCCGGCAUUCUUAAAGGAAAAUUCGAAUACGGCACUGCGUUCGGAGGUAGCAAGCUGGAAGACAUGUCGAAAGCUCUCAUCGAAGCCGGAUACAGUUACGAUGGCAAGGAUUACCUCACUUCCGGCACCACUGGCGAGCCUAUCCCUGCAUACGUUUUCAUGGGUCCUAUCUACUACCAGAAGCUCAAGCACAUGGUCCAAGACAAGAUGCACAGUCGAUCUCGAGGGCCACGAGCCAUCUUGACGCGUCAGCCGACAGAAGGUCGGUCGAGAAAUGGAGGCCUACGACUCGGAGAGAUGGAGCGAGACUGUCUCAUCGCCUACGGCGCGUCCCAAUUACUCCGCGAGCGGCUGAUGUUAUCCAGCGACAAGCAUGAAGUCGACGUGUGUGAGUCCUGCGGGUUCAUGGCCUUUGGUCGAUGGUGCCAGCGUUGCAGCACGGCAGGUGAACCGGGGUCGAACGUGGUCCGAAUGACUCUACCGUAUGCGUUUAAGCUCUUACUCAACGAGCUGGGCAGCAUGAAUGUCAACACGAGAUUGAUUGUGUCGGAUGAGUUUCCCACCGAUGGGUCCAGAAGAGCUUAG